Brachypodium distachyon (stiff brome) is the source of this 1435-nucleotide messenger RNA. RefSeq lists its product as uncharacterized. Bases 162 to 1169 code for a protein of 335 amino acids. The record is from RefSeq and is a predicted model, not a curated record. The transcript is spliced from 9 exons. NCBI's taxonomy places the organism in Eukaryota, Viridiplantae, Streptophyta, Magnoliopsida, Poales, Poaceae.
CAAAGCCCUGCAGUGUCUAUUUAUGUAUGCACACACCACACAGUACUGCUACUCUAUAAUCCUGUGAUCCCUUCCCAUCAUCACCAAGAUCGAUCUUUCUCCUUCUUGCUCUUGUUUCCGUGCAUUGCAAGGAGUUGGUUUUAUACCUGUGCAAGAAGAGGAUGCAAGAGGCUUCUUCGUCUUCACUUCCGGCGCUGAGCACCGCCUACCAGCCUCUACCGUCUCUCUACUUGGGGUUCGUGGCCAUAUGGGCGGCGUCGGGACUCUCCUGGGCCUUCAGCUCCUGGAGGAAUCGGCACUUCCAGGCAAAUAACCUGCAGUGGAUUCUGGCUUUGGUCCCCUUGAUCAAAGCUCUGCAAAUGGCACUCUCAUUUCUCUUCUGGUACUCUUGUGUAAACCUUCAGACAUGCUCGCUGUGGAUGUCGUUCGGUGUGUACGUGACGGGGAUUCUCUUCCAGACUGCCUCCUUCGUGUCCUUCAUGCUCAUCUCGCACGGCUACUGCAUCAUGUACGAGCGCCUCUCAAUCAAGGAGAGGCGCACAACUGCGGGUCUCGGAUGCCUCCUGUACCUCAGCCUCAUCGGCUACAAGGCAGCAGUUCCUUAUUUCACUGUGUUUCUUUUGAUCAACUACUUCGCGUCAUUUUACAUCAUAUUCCGAAGGACGUCCCAAUGCCUGCUGGUCCUACGUGAACAGCUGAAUUUCGUGGAGGAGGAAGACAUCCAUUCACUGCACGGGACACUCAACACGAAGUACACAAUGUUCAAGAGAUUUCAGGGUACAAUGCAGGUGGCAGCAGUGGCAUUCAUCAUGGUGUACAUGAGGGCUGAUGAUACGCCAGAUAACUACUGGUUCCGGGUGUUGGUGCGUGAGUGGGUGCAGUUCUGCAUCUUCAUGUAUAUCGGGUGGAACUUCAGAAUCCCUGAGGCAUCGCUCAAUCUGCCGGUCAUGCCCUUGAUGAAAUCAAACUGGGAGAUCACAAUGCCUCCCAUUUACAGCGUGGAAAUGGAUGCAGCUGAUUUCAGAGGCCUCGUCUCAGAUCAAUGGCAUGUGGGAGUGCUCGCGACACUGCAGAGGAGUGCUCAUGAUGACUCAUGUUGUUCUUCACAACCGCUGCUGGUGCUAGUUCAGAAUCCUAGCCCAAAGAUUUCUGGUGCCACCACAGCUUGAGGUUUCAGUUGAACGAGGACAAAUCAGGUUCAUUUCAGAGACCGGGAGAUCCAGAGGAUGACAUCAACCAACUGCCUGAGCCGGAAACCGGCGCAGGAAUAGUUUACUCGAAACAAAGAAAUGUUGGACAGAUAUAGUAGCUUCAGUGCUUCACCCCAUUUGGGCAAAUUGUUAGCACUAGGAAAGAAUCUGCAGUUUUCUGUGGAUUGACAAACAGAGAUGUGUCCAUUCAUACAGCAGUGAAUCUACCUUUUUUGAUCUCAGAC